Molecule: messenger RNA, 868 nt
Organism: Alternaria alternata
Lineage: Eukaryota; Fungi; Ascomycota; Dothideomycetes; Pleosporales; Pleosporaceae
Exons: 2
Coding region: 122-631 (169 amino acids)
Source: RefSeq, a predicted model, not a curated record
UUCCAUUCUGACACUCAUACUUUAGCAGACCGCCAACGCUGCGUCUGAAGCGCAUGCAUCCGCGGCCACUUUCGUUCCUGUAGCUGCUCGACAAGAUUCCUUGAGCGAUGAACAAACCGCUAUGGACAACUUAGAUGCUAACACCUUUGUCCUCUCCGCAAACGACCCCCAAGAACCGCAGGCGAGGUACAGAGAGUAUACACUUCAACAAGACCUUUUAGCGUGCAACAAGCAGUACGGGGUUGACCCAACUCCAAUCGCCAGCCAGUCUUCCAUCGGUACGACCCCGCUUAAGGACGUCAGGUUCACACAAUGCCAACAAGCCCUCGUCGAAUGCGCCCAGAAGGCUCUAGAUGAGCACAAGUUGUCCAGCGAGAGCUGGCCUCUUGCCGACCCCUUGGAGAGGCCCGUCUUGAGGACCAACAUGCUCGAACGCGGCAUGGUCAAGUGUCUCCGUGUAGCCGCCUCAGACACCAAGAAAGUCUUCACGCUUUCCGACAUGACAGAGAAAGAGUUCGAGGUUUACGGAACAGUUGCAAUGUGCAACAAACAUCUCGUCUUGUGCUUCGAAGACAUCUCAGGACUAUAUGACGACAAGGUAGCUGAGUGGGACGAAGAUCACCCUCAGUGAUCAGUGGGCCUCUCUGUUCCCAUGGCACCGGCAACGAUACCGCAAUCCGGCACACUCUCUUGUGGUGAGACAAGAUGGUGGUGAAAGGGUAUCUGGCGCAUAUUAAAGAUCAUUUGAAGGACGGAAGGACGCUCAUUAGGGAACAUGUACUCUCCUCCAAUGCCUUAGCAGUCAUCACGUUGUUAGGGAAUUCCCCAACUCGUAAGCUGUCCAUCCAAUGAUAUGGUUCUCUUCGUA